This is a messenger RNA of Scomber japonicus (chub mackerel), 851 nucleotides long. It is a transcript of the gene itgb1bp1, whose product is annotated as integrin beta 1 binding protein 1. Gene Ontology annotation, cellular component: lamellipodium; cell periphery; cytoskeleton. Gene Ontology annotation, biological process: negative regulation of substrate adhesion-dependent cell spreading; negative regulation of focal adhesion assembly. The record is from RefSeq and is a predicted model, not a curated record. Lineage: Eukaryota; Metazoa; Chordata; Actinopteri; Scombriformes; Scombridae. Bases 140 to 736 code for a protein of 198 amino acids. Gene Ontology annotation, molecular function: integrin binding. The transcript is spliced from 7 exons.
CGAAGAGUCAAACUAAACGUAAACAGAAACCAACAAUACGCCUCUUUGAAGACAAAAAAAACCUCACUGAAGAGGCCAAGGUACUAACAGGUUGGCGGGGCUGGAGGGCUGGAUGCCGUGAUCAAGGAUGAGGUGAAGGAUGUUCCGCAAAGUCAAAAAGCGCCACAGCAGCAGCAGCUCCCAGAGCAGUGAGAUCAGCACCAAAAGUAAGUCUGUGGACUCCAGUUUGGGAGGGCUGUCCAGAUCAAGCACCGUCGCCAGCCUCGACACUGACUCCACCAAGAGCUCAGGUAACAGCACAUCUGAGACCUGCGCUGAGUUCAGGGUAAAGUAUGUGGGAGCCAUCGAGAAGUUACAGUUUGAUAUGAGCAAGACGCUCCAGGAACCUCUGGACCUCAUCAACUAUAUUGAUGCUGCUCAGCAAGAUGGAAAGCUGCCCUUUGUGCCUGGAGAUGAGGAGAUGAUUCUGGGAGUGUCAAAAUAUGGAGUCAAAGUGGCCUCACUGGACCAGUGUGAUGUGCUCCAUCGCCACCCUCUCUACCUGAUAGUGCGUAUGCUGUGUUAUGAUGACGGCCUGGGUGCAGGGAAGAACCUACUGGCUCUCAAAACUACAGACGCAAAACAACAAGACUGCAGCAUCUGGGUGUACCAGUGCAGUAGCUCAGAGCAGGCUCAGUCCAUCUGUAAGGUGCUGUCAGCUUCUUUUGACUGCGCUCUGACAUCAGACAAGUCCUGAGGCCAGAGAGACGGACAGGAGGACAGGAGGACAGGAGAGAAGAGAAACAACUGCAAAACAAACAAUCAGGACAUCACCACAGCUGCAUUGUGAUUGUCUAAAAGAAAAUCACAAC